This is a messenger RNA of Medicago truncatula (barrel medic), 1196 nucleotides long. Its product is annotated as PP2A regulatory subunit TAP46. The record is from RefSeq and is a predicted model, not a curated record. Bases 1 to 1035 code for a protein of 344 amino acids. Gene Ontology annotation, biological process: regulation of dephosphorylation; regulation of signal transduction. Lineage: Eukaryota; Viridiplantae; Streptophyta; Magnoliopsida; Fabales; Fabaceae. The transcript is spliced from 8 exons. Gene Ontology annotation, cellular component: cytosol. Gene Ontology annotation, molecular function: protein phosphatase 2A binding.
AUGGGAAAGCUGGCUGGAAAAUGCACUAUCGAAUAUUUGUUUCAUCUGUGUGACGUUCAAGUGCCGUAUUAUCUCGCUGAGUUGACCGAAAAAAUAGCACAUGAUGACAGGAUACCAAUUCUAAAGGCUUCCCAGGCAAAGCUGAAGGAAUUUAUCUCAUUUUGUGAGGCAAUGGAGCUGGUCCCAAAAGAGGGGUUAGAAUCUUAUAUUGUUACUGAUCAGAGGGCCAGAAAGAUAGCUAGAUUUAAAGGACAAAAAGCUGCAGAAUCGAAGUUGUUGGAAAUAAAUGAGCGGAAGGAACGGCGUGGGCGUUCUACUAAAGCAGCUGCCUUGUCCACCCCUGUUGAGGCAGGAGAGGAAGAACUAUUGGAUGACGAUGGAGAAGAAGAAAGAGAGGCUUGGAAUACUAGCAUAUCUUUGGCGAUCUGUAAGGCAUUUGAUCUUCUGGAAAUGAUUAAGAAAGAGGAGGAGAUGCUUUCUGCUGUAAAGGAUACACAAUCGAAGGAUGGGGAUCAGGAAUUUUCUAAGGAUGUCAUGGAUGACCGUGCCAAAAAAGCAGAAGCUUGGCAUCGAAAUGCCGCAGUUCGCGCACAGUAUACUAAGCCAUCUCCACCAAUCACAUGUGCUACCUUCGCUCAAGAUGUUCUGGAAGGAAGAGCACAAGCCUCACAAGCACAUGAUCACAAACACCAACCACUAAUAUUUGGGCCACAAAGUCUUGUGAAUGGAAGUUUUACAAACGAGAGAGAAAGAAUGGCAGCUCAGGUCUUCCAACCCAGUCAUAGGAUGCCAACUAUGAGCAUUGAGGAAGCAGGAUUAAAAGAAAUGGAAAUAAUGAAUACAUGGCAAGAGAACACUGCCAGAUUCAUUGAAGAAGCCAAUUCAUCUUGGCACAAUGAUAGGAAGUUUAAGCCAGGUGAAGAGGAGGAGGAUGAAGAUGAUGAUGCUGCACAAGAUAGAGCUAGAGCUUUGGAUGAUUGGAAGGAUGAUAAUCCGCAGGGUGCAGGAAAUUCGAAGCUUACCCCUUGUGGCUAAUUGAAUCUAUUCUUCCCAGGUUGAAGAAUAAUGAGCAACAGAUGAAUCUACGGUUGUCACGAAAUCUCAUUAUUUAUAUUGUUGAUUUUCUCCUAGUCUGUGUUAAAGAUUUUAUAUACCUGGAUACUCAUCCGACUACAUGUCUAUAUUUUUUUAGUGCA